AUGGCGCUGUUUGAUGUUGAGACGUGGUCGAUAAAUUCAGCCACAGUCAUCAUUGGCUUGCUAACUCUGUCUUUGGCCCUCCGCUACACGUCAGGGAGAAAGCUGCACCCAAGCGAGCCAACGGUGGUUCAGCCAUGGAUUCCCAUCAUAGGCCAUUUGCUGGGCAUGGUGGUGCAUGGCGGCCGCUACAUCAAGCGCCUUGGGCUGUGUUACCCUCAAGAGCCGAUCCUGACUCUGCCAGUGCCGGGCUCUCGAAUAUAUGUUGUUACAGAGCCUUCGUUAGCCGCUAGUGUCCAGCGCAACACCAAGACAUUGUCAAUGUCGCCUCUGCUGCCCGAGAUAACCAAGCGGGUUCUCGGACUGGACAAAACAACGUAUCACGUAAUCAGCCAGAACCUGGAUCCAGAACCGGGGGAGCCACGGGGAUUCCUUGCCGAUAUCCAUGACUGGGUGUAUACCUCGUUUGGGCCAGGCGAAUAUGUGAAUACAAUAAGCCGCGAGGCUGCUCAGGAACUAUGCUUCCAGCUGCAAGAGACAGUUGGCGCCACGGGUCCUGUCGCUGGCACGGUUGAUCUUUUGGCCUGGGUUCGUCAUAUGGUUACUGUUGGCACCGCAAAGGCGUUCUUUGGGCCUCAUAAUCCCAUCGCCGAGGAGCCUGGCCUGGCGCAGGAUUUCUGGGCUUUCGAUCACGGCCUCGGCGGUUUGCUGAUUGGAGUUUUCCCAUCCCUCACAGCUUCCAAGGCAUAUGCCGGGCGCGAGAGACUGACGGCUGCGUUCUGCAAGUACUUCGAAGCCGGCCAUCUGGAAGAAGCCACAUUGAUCGUCAGGGGUAGAGCUCGGAUUGAGAAGGAAUAUGGCAUGAGUACCGACAUGACGGCCCGCUCGGCGCUGUCGUUCCUAUUCGCAGGCAUUGUAAACGCGACGACGACCACGUUUUGGGUUGUGUUGAGGACCUUUGCGAACGAAGGUCUUCUUGCUCAAGUGCGCCAGGAGAUUUGUCAAGCGCUCGAAGUCAGUAGCCAGCGCUCGGGACCGGACUCGCUAAGCAUCGCAGUAGUCAAAGAAACGUGCAGAACGCUGUAUGCCGUUUACCGCGAGUGCCUACGCGUCGGAUCGGAAAAUUUUACUGUUCGGAUGAUCAAGGAGGAUACGAUGCUGGCUGACAGGUACUUCCUGAAGAAGGGCGCAGUUGUUCAAAUCUCUGGUGGCGCCAUUCAUGGGAGGAGCACUAUCUGGGGCCAGGACGUUGACGAGUUCAACCCCGGCAGAUUCCUCAAGGAGAAGGGCAAAGGCGAUGGCUUUCACCCAGCAGCCUUUCGGGGAUUUGGCGGCGGCAAGACGUUGUGCCCUGGCCGCGAAUUCGCCACGAAUGAGAUUCUGGCAUUUGCUGCCAUGAUUAUCCACGGAGUUGACUGGGUGGCCCCUGGCGGUGGAAGUCUGUCUGUUCCCGAGAAGAACGAUCGUGUGAUGCCCGUUCACAUUCUCGAACCGGCGACAGCUGCCGAGGGCAUCGUCCACCCGAGGGCAGAAGAGGUGAAGAUGCUGAGUCGGCUCAAGGUGGUGAUGUAA
Messenger RNA from Trichoderma citrinoviride, 1569 nucleotides. RefSeq names its product cytochrome P450. The record is from RefSeq and is a predicted model, not a curated record. The transcript is spliced from 2 exons. Gene Ontology annotation, molecular function: monooxygenase activity; oxidoreductase activity, acting on paired donors, with incorporation or reduction of molecular oxygen; heme binding. Lineage: Eukaryota; Fungi; Ascomycota; Sordariomycetes; Hypocreales; Hypocreaceae. Bases 1 to 1569 code for a protein of 522 amino acids.